Molecule: messenger RNA, 1372 nt
Organism: Cherax quadricarinatus
Lineage: Eukaryota; Metazoa; Arthropoda; Malacostraca; Decapoda; Parastacidae
Product: opioid-binding protein/cell adhesion molecule homolog
Biological process (GO): synapse organization
Cellular component (GO): neuron projection membrane
Source: RefSeq, a predicted model, not a curated record
AUCAAAUUAUAUUAAAGAAUGGUUUUAGUUGGUAUUAAAUUUUAAUCAAAUUAUUUUAAAAUGGCGAGAAAAAGGCAGAGAUGAACCUGUUAGUAAUUUAUUGUUUGUGAGUGUAAAUAAUAUGAGUGAAAAUAUAUUUCGGUGCCUUUUAAAAAAUACAACCUGAGAGAGACAUAAAGUGAGAGAGGAAGAGAGAAAGAAAGAGUGAGAAUAAAGAGAGAACAAUGUUGCCACACAGCUGACUUGUUCCAUCCUACACCAUGCACCUGGCUACACUACAUCAAUACACCUUUCCUCUGGCAACACUGCUCACGCUUAUCAUAGCUGAGAAAAGCUUCGGCAGCCCCGACCCAGGCAACAAGAGCAAGGUGCCCGGGAGCUGGAGUCCGCCUGAGUUUGAUGAGUCGCUACCUAACAACAUUACAGUCAUGGAGGGAGAGUCAGUAUCCCUUCCCUGUGUUGUCUACAAGCUCAGAGGAAGAUCAGUGUCUUGGAUUCGACAGAGGGACCUGCACGUCAUAUCUGCCAACGAACUCACCUUUAUCUCAGACGACAGGUUCAAGGUGAACAUCGACAACGCCACUUCGUCGUACACACUGGAGGUGACGACCGCCCUGAGGAACGACUCAGGGGUGUACGAGUGCCAGGUGAAUACACGACCAAAACUCUCCCGUCCUGUCGUACUCGCUGUCCAAGUUCCAGCUGCGAGUAUACCUGGACCUAGAGAGCUGUUUAUCAGAAGUGGCUCCACCCUCGUCUUGACCUGCACAGCUCUUCUUCACCCUGACGCCGUCAGCCAGGUUGACUGGUUGCACAACCAGACGAAACUCUCCAUAGCUGGGCCUCGCAGCGGCGUCAGCAUCCACACGGAGAAGGCAGGUCAGCUGCUCUCCUCCAAGCUGUCUGUGGCGAAGGUAGCAGCAAGAGACGCUGGCAACUACAGCUGUCAGCCUGACAGCGUCCAUCCUGCCUCAGCCACUGUCUUCAUUGUUGACGAGGAGCUGCCCGCGGCUAUGCACCACGACAACGCAGGCAGCAGCAGCAGGCAACCCCUGGGAAGCCUGUCUCAAGUAGCAGUCAACAUCAACGUAGCUCUACUGGCCUCCACCAAUCACAACUUAGCUCUACUGGCCUCCAACAAUCACAACUUAGCUAUCUCCUACAGCGUCUGUGUUUACUCUCUCUUAUGACUAGACAUAAAACAAGCUUUUAUAUCCAUAUCACUCAUUAGUUUGAUGUAUAUUCUAGAGAGAAACUGAGGUGUGUGCAUAGCAUUAUGCAAAUUGUGUAUAUACGUAUAUAAACUGUUUAUAUACGCCUUUAAGUAUGUGACGCGCGUAACUAGGUUACGGAAAAUGUAUAUAUGUGUGUG